GGCAUAAUUUCAUUGUAGUCGCUUCUCUGAACAAAAUAAAACUACAAAUAUUUUUAUUGGAGUGUUGCUUUAUUUCAUAUUUUAAGAAUUUACUUGAAAUGUCGAGUGGUGAGGAAGAUAAACGAGGGAAGAAGCGGCCAUUAGACGACGACGACGAUGACGACGAUGAAGUUAUUGGUCCAAUGCCGGUAACCGAUAGUUCGAACAACUCUGACUCUCAAGUUUCUAAAAUUCCACCUAAAAAAGUUUUACGGCACGAGGAACUUUACUUGACGAAUUUACCAGAUGCUGAGUAUUACGAAAAAAGUUAUAUGCACCGUGAUGUCGUUUCCCAUAUUGUGGUGACCAACACCGACUUUGUAGUCACAGGGAGUGUUGAUGGUCACGUCAAAUUUUGGAAGAAACAGGAUGAAGGGAUCGAAUUUGUAAAACACUUUCGCUGUCAUCUCGGAAACAUCCAAUGUCUCAGCACGAACCAUGUUGGGACGCUCUUGUGUUCCGUGUCGAACGAUAAAUCCAUCAAAGUAUUUGAUGUUGUUAAUUUUGAUAUGAUUAAUAUGAUGAAGUCUGACUAUACUCCUUUGACUUGCGAAUGGAUUCAUCAUUCUGGAGAUGCUCUCCCGGCUCUUGCGGUAUCUGACGAAGACUCUGGAAAAGUUUACAUCUACGAUGGACGACAAGACGGCAAUGAACCACUAAAAGUUUUGGACACAAUUCAUCGAAGUCCAGUGUCGGUCAUUAGAUAUAAUCCUAUAUUUGAUUGUGUGAUUUCGUUUGAUACCUCCGGAAUGGUAGAAUAUUGGACUGGUUACAAAUCGGAUUUUCAGUUCCCAAAAAACCUUAAAUUUGAGUCCAAACUUGACACCAACUUAUUCGACUUUGUCAAAGAUAAAGUAAAAUUUCACACGGCCUGUUUGAGCCCCAGUGGAAAACUCUUUGCAACACUAACAAGCAAUCGAAAGAUUUACUUAUUUGAUUUUCUUCGUGCACGAAGGAAGCUAGUAAUUGACGAGAGCAUGCACAGCAUCCAAAUGAUGCAACAGAGUGAUCAGCUUUUACCCACUAUGGAUUUUGGCAGGCGAAUGGCCAUGGAAAAGGAAUUAGAAAAGUCAGACUUUCUAAAGUUUUCUACGAUGGCGUUUGACGAAACUAGCAAUUUUUUACUUUACCCAACAAUAUUUGGGGUUAAAAUUGUAAACAUAUUCACAAAUACGUUUACAAGAUAUUUGGGAAAGCCAGAAAAUUUGAGGAUCCUAGGCAUAAGCUUAUUUCAAGGAAAGGUGAAAAAACCCAUUAGUACCACAAGUGUUGAAUUAGAAGCUGCAGAUAAUCCAACUCUGGAUAAUGUGAGUUCCGACCCGACGCUGUUCUGCACAAGUUACAAAAAGAAUCGGUUUUACAUGUUUACGACGCGCGACUUUGGGAAAAUGAACGAAAGCUCUGAUAGGGACGUAUUCAACGAGAAGCCAAGCAAAGAAGAAAUUAUUUCGGCUACGGAUGAUUCAUUUGGACAGAAAAUUUACGAGUCUGCUGUUAUGCAUACCACCAAAGGUGACAUUACGAUACGAUUGUUUGGGAAAGAAGCUCCUAAAUCUGUGGAGAACUUUUGCAUGCACGCUAAGAAUGGUUACUUCAACGGUCACAUUUUUCACCGAGUGAUCAAAGGAUUUAUGGUACAAACAGGAGAUCCCACAGGAGUCGGAACUGGUGGAGAAUCCAUUUGGGGUGGUGAAUUCGAGGACGAAUUCCAUUCUUCGUUGAAGCAUGAUCGACCGUACACUCUUAGCAUGGCCAAUGCUGGCCCAAACACGAAUGGGAGUCAGUUCUUUAUAACUGUAAUACCCACGCCUUGGCUGGAUGGGAAACAUACCGUAUUUGGAAGAGUAGUGCGAGGAAUGGAAACCGUUCAAAAUAUAUCUUUAGUUAAGACGAACCCUAAAACUGACAAGCCGUAUGAUGAUGUCUCCAUAUUAAAUAUUUCUCUAAAGUGAUCAACAGAAUUUUGACAAUUUUUUAUGCAUACUUGUUACUACGUCCUUCUCGCUCCAUUUGUUGUUGUUUGUUAAAAUGUUGUGGAUAAAAAUACAGAGAAAUAUUUACUUGUAAAA
Molecule: messenger RNA, 2108 nt
Organism: Folsomia candida
Lineage: Eukaryota; Metazoa; Arthropoda; Collembola; Entomobryomorpha; Isotomidae
Product: peptidylprolyl isomerase domain and WD repeat-containing protein 1
Exons: 10
Coding region: 99-1991 (630 amino acids)
Biological process (GO): protein peptidyl-prolyl isomerization
Molecular function (GO): protein binding; peptidyl-prolyl cis-trans isomerase activity
Source: RefSeq, a predicted model, not a curated record